GCUGCUAUGCCAAACAGUCUCCUACCAUCAUUAAAGUAACGCGGACAGCUCAAGUGUCCACGGACAUACAGUAAUAAUACUUGCAGCGCAAUACCGAAGAUUAAACAGCAGUGAGUCGCUGUCAGUGAGUUUCAGUGUAGACGACUGAUCAGUGAGCCAACCAAACACCUGAAAACAAGAGUAUUUGCCGGUGUUUCGAUAAAAGCAGCCGCUUAACGUCUCACAUACCAAAGUAUAAACAGUACAAAAAAGAAACAAGACAUAAAAUGGGUUUCUCUGCUGAAGAAAUUGCUGAUAUCCAAAAGAGCUGGGAAGUACCAAAAGCCAACCUGACUGAUUCUGGCGCUGCCAUACUUGUGCAUUAUGUCACCAAGUAUCCCGAGAAUCUGGCGCAUUUUCCAUUCAAAGAUGUACCAAUCGCUGAUUUGAACCAAAAUGAGCGCUUCCGUUCGCAUGUAACGAAGAUAAUGAAAGUCUUUGACAACUCCGUCAAUGCGCUCGGUGAUGAAGCAAAGAUCGCACAAAUCUGGGAAGAUUUAGCCAAGUCUCAUGUUAAACGUCAGAUACCGGAGAAAUCGUAUUUGGAGUUGAAGGAUUCAAUUUUGACGGUACUCAGUGAAGCGGCGAAAUUGACUGACGCACAAAAGGCGGCUUGGAACAAAAUGUUGGAUCAUGUAUAUGCGAUUUUGUUCAAGAAAAUGUCCGAAUUGGGUGCUUAAGUGAGAGUAAUGCGCAUAAGAACAAGAGAGCAUAAAAAGCCAGAGUGAAUAAGCGCUGGCGGUUUUUGAACUGCCUUACUGAUGUUUCUUUGAAUUCAAUAUAAAAUUAUUAAGUUUAUGAAGCA
Messenger RNA from Zeugodacus cucurbitae (melon fly), 844 nucleotides. RefSeq names its product globin CTT-VIIB-7. Gene Ontology annotation, molecular function: oxygen binding; heme binding. Bases 267 to 719 code for a protein of 150 amino acids. The record is from RefSeq and is a predicted model, not a curated record. Lineage: Eukaryota; Metazoa; Arthropoda; Insecta; Diptera; Tephritidae. The transcript has 3 exons.